Messenger RNA from Bombus impatiens (common eastern bumble bee), 2790 nucleotides. RefSeq names its product SWI5-dependent HO expression protein 3. The transcript is spliced from 3 exons. The record is from RefSeq and is a predicted model, not a curated record. NCBI's taxonomy places the organism in Eukaryota, Metazoa, Arthropoda, Insecta, Hymenoptera, Apidae. The coding region runs from base 314 to 2578 and encodes 754 amino acids.
AGGUUAAAUUAUCUAGAUUAUUAUAGACUUCUCAAUCUACUGAUCUGUUAUAUAUGGUUUUCAAUGUAGACUUUUACGUCGCAAUUCGCAAACUAAAAUUCUUGUUUGUGAUGUUAUCUGUUUUGUAGUUUAUUACAUCAAUGUAUAAAAUAAUAAAACGAAUGCUUUUCAUUGUUACAUAAUCAUACCUGAUUUAUAUAAACGAAGGUUAGUAUACGAUACGUAAAUUAUAUCAAGCCUUUCGACGAAUUGUUAUUCGAUAAACUGUGUCAAUUAAACUUUUAACUGGGAUUCAUUUGUUAUUUAUACAAAAAUGUCUCCAUAUCUAAUGAGAAAACGUACUUUACCAACACGAAAUUCUCAAGCGUCACAGCUAAAAGAACAAAAUUCAAGUCCCAAAGUGAAAUCUAGCAAAAUUGUUACACGUAGCAGUUCUAAUAUGAAUAAACAAGAUUCAAAAAGUAAGAAGAAGAAUGUUAUUAAACAGAAAAAUAAAAAUAUUUCGAAUUCAAGACAAAUGUCUUUAAGAGAAUCAUUUUUAAAUCAAUCUAAAGUGAGAGUUUUACGUUCUCACAAAAAUUCUAAAAAUCCCACAAAUAAUAAAUUAGUGAAGAAGUUAUCUCCUAACAAAAGAAAGCCACCCAUCUAUAAAUGUGGUUCACCAGAAAGUCCUAAGGAAAAUACCAAUGAAAUAUAUGAAUUUAAAUUUGAUGUUAAUGAUUCAACUGAAAGAGUACCAAAAAAACGAAAAAAGAGAGCUGUUAUUAAGAAAACAAUAGCAAAGCGGAAAAAAGGAAAUGUUCCAGUAAAACAAGUUAACAAAGAACAAUCAACUAGUAAACCUGAAAAGAUCAAGAAAACAAAUGUUGUUAAAUUUGAAGGUGGUGAGCAUAUAGAAUCUCUGAUUAAAAAUAGAAAUGAUGUAUUAAAAGAGGAAUUAGUGGAAAAGCCUAAAACAGAUAUAGACGUGGAUAAAGAAGUAAAAGAUUUAGAAAAUAUAGUCAGAGAAGAAAAUGCUGGUGAAACAGUUACAAAACCUACAAUUUUAUCGAUAGAAGAUUUAAGUGAUAGAAGGAUUUCAAUAACUAAUAUUUCAAAAACAUCAGCCUCACAUGAUUUUAAACCAUUUAGACCAACAAAUAUUUUUGAUAACAAAUUAUCCAUACAAAAAAAAGAUGCACUUAAUUAUUCUUUAUUUGAAAAAUCUUUGUCACCCAUUAUAAAAUUAGUAGAAGGUCCUCAAAUAUCCUCCAGUCCCUGGAGAGCAGCACCAUUAGUUACAUUUUCUCAAGUGAAAAAUGUAUUUCAAAGCACACCCCAAAAUGAUAAGUAUGAUAUUAUUAAUAAAAAAUUCUUGCAAACAUUAAAUAAUGAAUCGAAACAAUUUGGAAAUGUAACAAAAACAAAAAAUAAUUUACAAAAGAAUAAUGAAAAUAUCAACAUAGAACGACACAUAAGUAAUAGUACCCCUAAAAGAAAAAAUCCUGUAAAUUCCAGAAAAUUUGGCACAGAAAUUACAAAUAUAGAUCAUUCCUUACAGUUUAAGUCUUCAAUAGAACAAAUAAAUGAACGAAUACCAACUGAAACUGAAAACAUUCAGCUAAAUACUACCAAUGUAACUAAUAUAUUUAAAUUUGAUAAUAAUGAGAAUAAAACAAAAAAUGUAUUAAGUCCAAAGAAUGGUUUUAAAAGAGAAGCAACAAUGGUUAAAACUAAAAUAAAUCAAGGAAAUAUAUUAAAUAUGCAAUUUGAUAAAGAGAAAAAAGAAUAUGAUUCUCAACCUGGACCAUCAGGUUUACAGGGCUGUUCAAUUUCUAACAGAGAUAGGGUAUUAAAACAAUCAAAUUUAAAUAAUUUCUUAAAUGUAAUGGAAAUGCCACAGAGUACUACAAUCAAAACACCUCAUGGAAUUUUCGAUGAUGCACAAUCAACACCAAUUAUUAAUAGGACCCUGAAAAAGGCUAAUGUACCUACUAUGGAGUUAAAAAAUGCAUUUGGUUUUAGUGAUAAUGAUUCUAAUCAAGAGGAGUCUCCUAUUAAGCCUAAAAAUGAAAGAAAUAAAGGAGAAAAACCCAUUCAAACAGAUAUGGGACGACACAAUAUAAAACCUAUUAGAUUAUCAAUUGGUGAAAUAAAAAAUAAGUUACUAACUAAAGAAUUGAAAGAAGAUGUACACAAUAAAGAAAAUAUAUUAACUGAAAAGAAAGAAGUGCAAAAGUUAGAGGAAAAGAAUAAGAAGUCAAUUGAGAUUGUUAACUUUUCUGAUACAUUUGAUAUUUUAUCUGAAACAGGUGAAAGAUCAGAAGUUUCUGCACAUAGUAUUCCACUAUUUGCUGAUUUGGAACCAUCUCAUUUUACACAGCCUCCACGACAUUCAUAUAAACGAAAACGUGACCUGAGGUUCAAUUUUUUGGAAGAAGAAGACGAAGAAGGGGAGGAAAGAAUACAGAGCUCUGGGACAAAACGAAAGAAAACUGAUAAAUUGAAAAAGGACCAAGAAGAAAGAUUAUUGAAGUGGGUUCAAGAUAUUAACAAAACAUUUAGUGAAAUAGACGAACAUGAACUUGUGGUUGAAUAAACCGUUAACUAUUAUUACCAUAGUAUUAGGUAAACGAGAAGGUUUAUGUCAUUUUAAUUAAUGGGAAUAAAUGAUGCAAAUGACACAAACUUUCUUGGUUAUGUGAUAGAAAGAUGAAAUAAUAGUUACUAAAACCUUGAACAAAUUUCGUUAAUAGUCUUAUAUCUUUUUAUCAUUAUUUUGUUCCUUAACAAUAUAUGAAUUUAUAAAGG